This is a messenger RNA of Mesocestoides corti, 1107 nucleotides long. The record is from the annotation of a GenBank genome assembly. Lineage: Eukaryota; Metazoa; Platyhelminthes; Cestoda; Cyclophyllidea; Mesocestoididae.
AUGGAAUCGCGUGGAAAGCAUCUUACAAAUUUCACAGCUGUAACCCAAGCUCCUCCUGUAUGUCCAAACGGCACGUUGGAUGUUAUUGCAAGGAAUAAUGGCAGCGAUCUCCUAAUGUACUCCCGUUUUGCUCCACCUAUCAAUGAAAUGGUGGAGAAGGUCAGUUACCCAUUAUGGUGUUCCCUGGGGUUGCCUGGAAGCCUACUCAGCAUUUAUGUUUGGUCAAGACGGAAUAUGCGAAAGCAGGGCAGCGUCGCAGCCGCUGUUUAUCAAGCUGCAUUAGGAUGGGUGGAUCUAUUUUUCUUUCUUGUGCAAUUGAUGUGGUAUCUGCAUACUGCUUGGCGGCUACGAACACUCGACCAUUCCGUGAUAUGCGAGGGAUUCGCCAUUGCCAACUACCUAAUUCAGUAUGCCAGUCCAAUGCUAACGCUUGUAUUCACGGUGGAAAGGUACAUUGCAAUUUGUUUUCCGUUUCGGGCUGGUGCUCGAAAUUUUGGCAAUAGUUGUAGAAGCGCUCUCCAUGUUGUUCUGGCAUCAAUCGUAUUUUGUGCUCUUUUGGCCAGUGUUCAAGGGGUCUUUUACACAAUCACCAAUGGGAACUGCGGUUUGCGGCCUGAUUUUGAGCAGGAGGGUGAGCCUGAAUGGCUCUUUUACACGGGAUGGAUUAUGUUCACGGAGCUUCUUAUGUUUGGCCUUGUUCCAAUAAUUUGCCUGAUUCUUAAUAUUCUAGUUAUUCGGGCUUUGCAUAAAAUUUCUCAUGAUGAGGCAGCUGCCUCAAAGCGGGAACGGCUCUUGCCAAGGCCACCAACAACUACUAGCUGUAAUCGUUAUUCCACAACAAGCUCCGUUUAUCUCCCUCAGCUAGAGGCCUCAUUCAAUGAACGACAGAGUAAACAGUCAAGCACUCUUACCCUUCUCUGUGUCUCUUUCUACCUCAUAUUCGCUCACCUAUCCGUGGCAGUAAUGGUCGUGCUUUACAUUAUUUUGCCCAUGGGGGAUACCUGCAUGACCGAUGAGGAGAUAUCCAAGGAUCCAACAUGGCGCCGACACUUUCGGUUCUUUACUGUCCGUUCGCUUAUCGAGUCUUUCGGCAUAUCGCACUAUGCU